AUGAGCUUUGGCGAUGUCUGGAAUGGGACCGAACCACUCGCCAUCAGUCAUGCUGGUGGCAAGUUCACUGACCUUGCAAGAGAGGUUUUGGGAGAUUUCUGGAAAAUCAGAAACAAUCGUGUUCGACGCGUGGAUCACCGUACUCGUCAUGAUCGUGUCCUCCGCAAAAACAAGGCAUUUACAGAACAGAUGCCUGUAAUGACCGACGCCUACCUUGCCUGGAGCCUCGAAAAAUCUAAGGAGAAGGUUAAGAGUUUUUUUGAGAGAUUGCUGAAUGCAGACCUGGAGAGGGAUUCGGACUACGGUCAAUGGUCAAUCAGUGUGAUUGACGUGUUCUACGCUGAGAAAGUAAGUCUUCGAAUCUUACCCACAGACACCACCAUCGCCUCUGCACUGGUUCGUCAAGGCGUGAUGCCAUGCUCGCCUAUAUCACCCACUGUAGGCAUUACAACAGAAGCCCUUGAGUUAUACCGUGUGGCACAUCUCAGAAGUCCUCAUCUGUCCAUCCAGGCCUUCGUGAAAACUGUGUGCGACUUGCAGGGGGUGGAAUUCCACAGACAUCUAUCACACCAAUUUUCUAUUGCAUUCGACCUGUACCUUCAAAUUCGACGCUCUGUGGCAGCCAUUGUAUCUGAAUCGCUUCAACGCGACUCACCUGACUGGCGCCUUAAGCAUGCGUGUCCGGCAUGCAUGUAUGAACUUAAUGAUGAAGAAAAACUAACAUUCAGACUACUAUAUGCCAUGGACGGUAACGACUCCUUAAAACGAGUCCUUCAGAGAUCUCUUGAUCAUCAUGCCGAUGACUCGCUGCCUCCUUCAUCCAAACUUCCCACAGGUCAACAAUUCACAAGCGAUCGAUACCUAUCUCGCACAUUUGUAGACCGGUAUUCUCGGGACUCAGACUCGGCACUAACUACCACUGCAGGUGAUGAGGAGGAUGCAGGUGCCGAUAACUCUUGUGCCAGACAGUGGAAAAAUAUGGAUGAUGCCAAAACGAAGAAGGCUUGGGGGAUAUAUGAUGAAACGGGUAUAUUCGUGGCAGUGUGCCGUCAUGGAUUUCUACUACUUGUUGCAGACAUGGUACAGAGUGGUGAACUUGCGAAGUAUCCGUUGGCUGUCGUUUCAAAGUUGCUGGACGUAUUUGGGACGCGAUUGGGAGGUGGGUAUGACAUUGGUUGUCAGUUCAAGACUACACUUGACAACAGCCCCCUUGGACCACUCGCACGUUCACUUCAACACACCUGCCUGGUUGGCGCCUUCCACGGCCAUGCCCACAGACGGUUAUGUCAACUUUUUUCACUUACAACCUACAUCAAAGGUCUGGGCCUCGAGGAUCUUGAAACAUGCGAGCGGACUUUCUCAAAAUCGAAUUCCCUGGCUUCAGCACUACGUUAUGCUAGCGUAUUUCAUCGCCAACAAGCUAUCGACUCUUAUUUCGAGCACAACGACGACUUCGAAGUGUAUGCUAACCUUUCCGAUUUUUUAUACAACAACUACAAGCAAGCAUUAGACAUUCUCCAUGAUGGUAAUGCAGCACUGCCAAAGCUUAUGCAAGAUCUGAAAGUUGGUGAUGCGAGCGUUUUCGAACGCUGGUUGGAAGAUGAAAAGGCCUAUCUUGUCAGUCUAACGCGGGAGCCUGUAGAAGAAACGCUCCAUAUGGAGUAUUGGCAGAGGCUGGUCAAUCUUGCAGCAAGCAGUGACGCUCUCGAUGCUGCAAUGGCAGCAUUCGAAUUACCUUCUCCCGCGGAUGCUGCAUUAUACGAGACGCAGGUCAGACGUACCCGCAAAGCUGAAAGUGCGCGUCGUCACGCUCAGGAAGACCAUGAGAGAAAUCUCAAAAUGGUGCAAGCACUGGAGUGCAAACUCGAAAUCAUGGAGCGGUGGGUUCCCAGAGACGUAGAGUGGCAGACUGCAGGAAGGCUGGUGGCUAACAGGAAGUACCAGCGGGCACUAGAUCGUCUCGAGGGUCUUAUCGUCGCUUGGAUCUUCAAACUGUCGAAGAUGAAUAGGGCAGGGACAGGCUAUAAACUACGAAAACAUAUCGCUAAGGCAUUACAGGUUCGCUCCGUCGCUAUCAGGUCAGCCCUCAACACAUACAAUAGUAUUGCUAGGAUGCUGUAUCCUCCCCGCUCAACACUGAAAUGGGAGGAGGUUGUUGACUACGCCUUUCUUGCCGACUUCGACCUCCUUCGUGACACACGUGUGGACAUCUCCGAGCGCCCUUGGUCAUCUGCUGCUGCUCGUAGCACAAUGGACCUCCACUUCAAAGUGUGUCGGGCGCGUGAGGAGAUCAAACGCCUCGAUAUUGAGGUGCGACGCCUGGUGACCUACAUACGGGAUGAAGAAAAUUAUCUACGGGAAUGUGAGGACCAGUUGAAGGAUACCAGCCCGGCCCUGGCACAUCAAAUCUCCAUCCACCAAAAUACUCGAGGACGCUUUAACUCACGACAUCUCAACCGGCUUCAUGAAAUAUCGAAGCUUCCAUAUUUCAGUGGGACGCUAACUCCUGGUGUAAGCGCUGACACAUGUCCCGGGGAGAGCGCGAGCAUACCUAAUGCGCAGAUCCCUGCCCGCAUGCUUGUUGAACCCCUGCCCAUUGAUCACACUGCAUCUGCCUUGGACCCAGAUACCCAGGAUGAUCUGGAUGAUGAAGAGGAGGAGGAGGAAGAGGUAGCAGAGCAAGCAUCGAGGAGUUUACAAGAUGUCCUCCUUGUUGCUGAUGACUUUUCACGCCUCGGAAUUCAUAGCGAUGUUGAAGAAGAGUAG
Molecule: messenger RNA, 2766 nt
Organism: Suillus subalutaceus
Lineage: Eukaryota; Fungi; Basidiomycota; Agaricomycetes; Boletales; Suillaceae
Exons: 8
Coding region: 1-2766 (921 amino acids)
Source: RefSeq, a predicted model, not a curated record